UUUCAGUGACAGCAGAAUUUGUUCUCCCCGUGCCUAACUUGAUUCUUUAUUCAUAUCUACCAUUGACGUCAAUGCAUGAUUAUCAUGGAAAGAUACGAGUCACGUCGUGUGCCAAUGCCACAUAAUGAUUCAGUUCUGAGAGGAGAGAUGUGUAGGACACAGGAAACGUCACGCCUCUACAUGAAUAGGCUGUUUCAUUGUGAUGUUCUGAUAAAAAAUACUGUAUUUUCUCAUGCAGUCGGCUGAGAGAGGGAGCGAGACAAAGCCAAAAGUGGUGGUGGUGUAAUGGAGUGAGUUAUGGUCACCAUCGCUCUGGCUUGGGUCCAGGCCUUUCAGGUGCUGGGCUACCCACUACUGUUAGAGCAGAGCUUCUCUGACUGGAAAGGGAAAUGCAGUCAAUGAAUAUGUUGAAUGUGACAGUUGAGUUAUUUUAAUAAGCCGGGAGACAGAUUGAAGUAGUAGACUCUUAGAGGGCCGGAGAACAUCUCAAUGGGUUUUGGGUCUCCCCCCAAUCGAGAGCAAGCACAUGUGCUUUAGAGUCUUAAAUCACCCAGCUGCUACCAGGGCAUUUCUGUGGCCUAGUUAAAUGGAGUAAAUCUCCUGGGAUUAAGUGAAUUUGUGAAGAAAGCAGCUUUACUGCAGUGGCCUGAGCAGAUGGCAUUAAGACUUGUUUACUACUGCCCCGAUGUCUUCCCUGCUGCCCUGAAUUGAUCGAUUUAAUUUCAUCAGCGUUAACAAAAUACGACAAAUCUCCUGGCUCUGGAAAGGCCUUUAUUUUAUUUUCCGUAAUCUGCUGGUUUCGGGCUGCUAGCCAAAUACCCUUUUUUACAUUUUUUAUCUUGAGGCUGACCAUGGUUGGUGAUGACAGACAAAGGUCUCCAACUGAGACUGCAUGGGUCUGGAGCAGGCACUGUCCACAUGGAGGUCAGACUGGUGUAAGGAGAGAUGGAGAUGACCUCAAGUAAAAUGACAGUGUACAUUACUUCCUACGCUAGUGUGUAUAGCCAUAGGUCUUGAGCCUCCUGCUGUCAAAGAGAGAAAGUGAAACGGUGGAGUAAGAGCUAACACCAAUGGAGCUCUGCCACUGACCACACACACACACACACACACACACACACACACACACACACACACACACACACACACACACACACAUAUCCGUUAUUAUGAUUCCCCCAGCAUACACACAGCCAACAGACAGUUGAUUCCCCUAUCCCACACACGCAGUGGAGUAAAUGCCUUUGGACUGAGAAUCCUCCUGGCUUGUCCUCUCCUCCCUGCCUAGCUCACCCCAGCCCUUAUCUCCGGCCACCCAGCUCUGCCUCGCUUCCCCGUGGCAGGACUGAGGUGUGUGUGUGUGUGUGUGUGUGUGUGUGUGUGUGUGUGUGUGUGUGUGUGUGUGUGUGUGUGUGUGUGUGUGUGUGUGUGUGUGUGUGUGUGUGUGUGUGUAGGCGUGUGUGUGUAGGCGUGUGUGUAACUGCGUGGGGUUUGUGUAGGCGUGUGUGUAAACACCAUGUGGGCAGGCUGGAGCUCUGUAAGGCUGUGUAAGGGUCUGUUCUCUGCAGAAAGCCGAGUUCUGUUCACCUCCAUAAAGCUCCCUUUCUUCCCCUGCAUGAGGAACGCUCCUCUGCAGCAAUGUGGCCAUUCAGCCCCGUGUUUCUCAAGUCAACAUGUGAUCUGGCCCUGUGGGUCUGCAGCCUUACUGUCUUAGAACAGGAGGAUCAGUCUCCCUAGGGGCCUCUGCUGCGAGCUAAAAUUGGAAUUGGGGGGGGGGGUUCUUUUUAUGUAUUGAAUGUUCCCCAAAUACCCUUCCCCAGUUGGGAGUGGCAGGCUUUACAGCUAGGUAUAGCGCGUGAUAAUCUCCACAAGAUUUGAACUGAGGUUCUCUUGUUAUUGAUUUUGAGUCUGAGGCUUUUCUGUUAUUUGAGAUAUUUUGGUAAAGCAGUGGGAAGUAGACUUGAGGUAUUUUUUUUUACAUUCUGAAGGAAGUUGAUUUUAUCACACGGUGCUGUAACUGCUGUACUAUGACUGAUAUCAUGUUAUUCAUAUUUUAAUUAAAAAUAGCCAAGGAGUUGGCUCAUUUGAAUUUGCCACUUUGAAUAGUGCAUUACAUUAAGUUGGCUUGCUGCAAGAUACCAUCAAGGACAAAAAACUUAGAUUAACUGUACUGUAGUUAUACACACACAGUAAUGUAGCUGUAUAUUGGGUGAACAUUGGGGAUAUUGCUGGUAGCAGUAAGUGUUUGUGAUCAUCAUCUGACCACCUUUUCUCAGGCCUCCAGGGUGCCAGUGCUCUGUGUCUGUUAGUGCAAGACAGAAAGAGCUCUUGCUUUGUAACAGGAGGCAUGUGUGUAGUAUUUGCUUUCAGUUUCCGCUGUAUCACUGUCACAUGUCAGGUUGUGUACACACAUGUUUGUGUCUGUGCCAAGGCUGCAGGGGCCAAGUGAAAUACUUCAAUUGAUGUUAUAAGUUUGCAUUCUGACUUAUCAAAUAUUGUUAUCAGUUAGAGGAGGAGAACGCUUGUUCUUCAUUACAGCCCAUCAUUUCUUUGGAACAUUAAAUCCCUCUUUCUAAUGUGACCGGUCGUCAGUGUUGGGAGGAAGGCUCUUUAUCAGGAGCACUCCACAGAACAACGCAGGUUGAUUCAUUUUACAGCGUCUCAGAUUAGUUACACAAGAUGUUUGCUUUGUAUUCCCCCUCUGCCUCUGUUCCAUAAACACUGAGAGACCUUUUGUCCUGUAGGUCAACUCAUUAGUCAGCUGAUUAAGUAGGAGCGGGGCCGGAGCAGUUGUCCAGAUUUACCUCGAGGCAGAGGCCCGGCAGGCAGGCAGUGAGCAGAGAGCCUAAUGAUCAGCUGGGGCCACUGGCCCAGCCUCAGAAAGCACAAAUGAUUUUCUUCUCAGUAAUUAAUUCAAGUUAGGAAAAGCAGAGCGAGUGGAAGGAGCGCCUUGCCAAGCUAUCAAUAGCCCAAUAUGCCAUCUGAGAGAGAAGAAAGAGCUCUCACACAAAGCCGAACUACGGCCCAGGCUCAAAUGGAACCCUAUUCCCUAUGUAGGGCACUGCUUUUGGCAUCAUUAAAAAGUAGUGCACUAUGGGUAGUGGGGUGUCCAUUUUGGAUUUUAACCAAUUGGAUAUGCCUUAGGAAAUGUCAUUAUGUUACGCAAUGAUAAUAGGUCUAACUUUAUGUAUGACCUGAAAGGACAUAAUGGCUGUUAGCACUGUGUUUCUGAUCUGUAGGAAACCUCUAAAGUUCCACCUGUAGUUUUUCCCACAUAAAAAUAUUUGUCUCGUUAAUUUGUUUAUUCCAUUAUGUCUCCUUUUCUGGCUCCGUUUGAAAUAUUGUCUUCAUGGAAGUUCCACCUGUGGUUUUCCCCCUCGUAUAAACAUUUAUUAUGCUAAUGUAAGACCUUUCAGGAGGCAGCUGGUUGCCAUGGGGAUGUGAGCACCAAAUUGGCUGCAUCAUCCCGAAAGUUCAUCAAACUGUUGCCUUUUGGUUUCAGCCCUCUAGUUCCACACCAGUAUGUAUGGGAGCCAUGUUCUAUUGAAACUGAUAACUAUGAAAUAUGAGUUCCAGCUAAGGAGAAAGCCAAAUCAGCAUUCUCACAGCACAAUGAUAAUGUUGUUUUACCUUACCAUGGAAAUCAGCUUCCCUGUUUUAUUUUAAUAUGCCCUUCGGUUAAGUUAGUCCAAACUUCUGGGAAGUUUGUCUUGUUUGUCUAUAAGUUUAUCAUUCCAACACCGUCUCCAGUGUUCUUUCCUCAGUUUACCUUUAUCUAUUACUUUCUGGCCAGCUCAGUUGAAAACUGGCUUUGUCAGUGGUGUUAAGACUGGCGAUGGCCUUGUCUCUGCUCCAGUAGUUCUGGUCAGGCUGACUUGCAGCUCCUCAGGGACCAGCCUCAUUUCUUGCUCUGCUGCAGCCCAGACAAAGGAAGGAUGGAGUUGCUCCUUCACACUGAGCUGAGGAUUGUUUUUGAGUUUUCCCCCUACGGGUGAGGCUUUGGGCAUGGCAUGCUCAUCCUAGAUCCGUGCCUAAUGGUAAAUUCUGCCAGGAGGAACGGCCAGCUAGCGGUCUGACUGAGAUUGAUUAUUUGACCUACUGCAGUUGUCAAUUAAAGCAAGGAUGAAGACAAUUGACCCAGCGUCAUCACAUAAAAGUAAAAUUAGCACUUGGACUAAUUCAAUGUCAGUUUUGAGCUCUAGCCCAGGAUUUGGGGCGCUGAUCCAAGAUUUGUGCCCAUAUUCCAGACUACAGUAGAGCAAUUACUCAGAGUUAGUUUAAUGUUUCAAAGUGACUUAGGUGAGGUAUUACCCCAUGGGUUUACUGUUGCUGCUGCUCACAUUCCACCUCCCUUCACAUGUUUUCUAUCUUGCUGCUGCUCACACUCCACCUCCCUUCACAUUUCUCUAUGUUGCUGCUGCUCACACUCCACCUCCCUUCACAUUUCUCUCUGUUGCUGCUGCUCACACUCUACCUCCCUUCACAUUUCUCUCUGUUGCUGCUGCUCACACUCUACCUCCCUUCACAUUUCUCUCUGUUGCUGCUGCUCACACUCCACCUCCCUUCACAUUUCUCUCUGUUGCUGCUGCUCACACUCCACCUCCCUUCACAUUUCUCUCUGUUGCUGCUGCUCACACUCCACCUCCCUUCACAUUUCUAUGUUACUGCUGCUCACACUCCACCUCCCUUCACAUUUCUCUAUGUUGCUGCUGCUCACACUCCACCUCCCUUCACAUUUCUCUGUUGCUGCUGCUCACACUCCACCUCCCUUCACAUUUCUGUUGCUGCGGCUCACACUCCACCUCCCUUCACAUUUCUCUGUUGCUGCUGCUGCUCACACUCCACCUCCCUUCACAUUUCUCUGUUACUGCGGCUCACACUCCACCUCCCUUCACAUUUCUCUGUUGCUGCUGCUCACACUCCACCCCUUCACGUUUCUCUAUGUUGCUGCUGCUCACACUCCACCUCCCUUCACAUGUUCUUUGUUGCUGCUGCUCACACUCCACCUCCCUUCACAUUUCUCUGUUGCUGCUGCUGCUCACACUCCACCCCCUUCACGUUUCUCUAUGUUGCUGCUGCUCACACUCCACCUCCCUUCACAUGUUCUUUGUUGCUGCGGCUCACACUCCACCUCCCUUCACAUGUUCUUUGUUGCUGCGGCUCACACUCCACCUCCCUUCACAUGUUCUUUGUUGCUGUGGCUCACACUCCACCUCCCUUCACAUUUCUCUCUGUUACUGCUGCUCACACUCCACCUCCCUUCACAUUUCUCUCUGUUACUGCUGCUCACACUCCACCUCCCUUCACAUUUCUCUCUGUUACUGCUGCUCACACUCCACCUCCCUUCACAUUUCUCUCUGUUACUGCUGCUCACACUCCACCUCCCUUCACAUUUCUCUCUGUUGCUGCUGCUCACACUCUACCUCCCUUCACAUUUCUCUCUGUUGCUGCUGCUCACACUCCACCUCCCUUCACAUUUCUCUGUUGCUGCUGCUCACACUCCACCUCCCUUCACAUUUCUCUCUGUUGCUGCUGCUCACACUCCACCUCCCUUCACAUUUCUCUCUGUUACUGCUGCUCACACUCCACCUCCCUUCACAUUUCUCUCUGUUGCUGCUGCUCACACUCUACCUCCCUUCACAUUUCUCUCUGUUGCUGCUGCUCACACUCCACCUCCCUUCACAUUUCUCUCUGUUGCUGCUGCUCACACUCCACCUCCCUUCACAUUUCUCUCUGUUGCUGCUGCUCACACUCCACCUCCCUUCACAUUUCUCUGUUACUGCUGCUCACACUCCACCUCCCUUCACAUUUCUCUCUGUUGCUGCUGCUGCUGCUGCUCACACUCCACCUCCCUUCACAUUUUCUCUGUUGCUGCGGCUCACACUCCACCUCCCUUCACAUUUUCUCUGUUACUGCUGCUCACACUCCACCUCCCUUCACAUUUCUCUCUGUUGCUGCUGCUGCUGCUGCUCACACUCUACCUCCCUUCACAUUUCUCUAUGUUGCUGCUGCUCACACUCCACCUCCCUUCACAUUUCUCUAUGUUGCUGAUGCUCACACUUCACCUCCCUUCACAUUUCUCUGUUGCUGCUGCUGCUCACACUCCACCUCCCUUCACAUUUCUCUGUUGCUGCGGCUCACACUCCACCUCCCUUCACAUUUCUCUGUCGCUGAGCCUCUGCUUCAUAGUUCUGAACAGCUAAAAUAAAACCCUGCGGCGAUUUGAACGAACAUUCAAGGCCAUUAGGAAGGCUACAACCUUCUAUGUCUGUUGUAACGGAUAUUACAGUUGCACAAGCAGGACGCAGUCCCUACACAUUGCAUUGGAGCAAAAACAAUUAGCAUUUUGUGUGAUGAUGUAGGCUAAUCUUUGUAGUUGCUGCCAUAUUGUAGCCACAAGCCAGAGUUGCUGAAAAAGAACACUACUACUUUGACUGCAUGUCUGCCACCUGCUUAACCGAUGUUGGCAAUGGCGAAACAGGAACAUUAUAAUCACUAAUUAGACUGCGUGUCUAUGUCUUGCUUGUGUUUGAUAUGCUGCAAAAAUGGCUGCAUGUAACUGCCCACUUGAGUUUUGCAUUGGCGCAAAAAGCAAUCUGCAAGUUUGUACGAACAUGUUGAUCGUGGUCCUUCUGUAGCUCAGUUGGUAGAGCAUGGCGCUUGUAACGCCAGGGUAGUGGGUUCGAUCCCCGGGACCACCCAUACGUAGAAUGUAUGCACACAUGACUGUAAGUCGCUUUGGAUAAAAGCGUCUGCUAAAUGGCAUAUAUUAUUAUUAUCAUUUAUUUUGUGUACAAUGCAAAUAGCUGCAUGUAGCCUGACUCCCCUAUUGAUAAAAAGAACAUGAAAUCACUCUUAUGCUUAAUAUCCUACUGAGGCAAGGAAUGCAGUAGUUGGAACAUGUCCUGGAAGCGGCAGUAGAGCACUGGGCAGCAGCUACGAAGGCGGCCCGGGCGGGCAGCAGCUACGAAGGCGGCCCGGGCGGGCAGCAGCUACGAAGGCGGCCCGGGCGGGCAGCAGCUACGAAGGCGGCCCGGGCGGGCAGCAGCUACGAAGGCGGCCCGGGCGGGCAGCAGCUACGAAGGCGGCCCGGGCGGGCAGCAGCUACGAAGGCGGCCCGGGCGGGCAGCAGCUACGAAGGCGGCCCGGGCGGGCAGCAGCUACGAAGGCGGCCCGGGCGGGCAGCAGCUACGAAGGCGGCCCGGGCGGGCAGCAGCUACCUUUUAAAAAAUCCAGCACAUAAGCAGAGAUCUUAAGCCACAGCAAAUCGAGUUUCCAGAAAUUCUGGAACCGCAGCCACUGUAUUUUUAACCUCAAAUAUGAGACGUGUGUGUGUGUGUGUGUGUGUGUGUGUGUGUGUGUGUGUGUGUGUGUGUGUGUGUGUGUGUGUGUGUGUGUGUGUGUGUGUGUGUGUGUGUGUGUGUGUGUGUGUGUGUGUGUGUGUGUGUGUGUGUGUGUGUGUGUGUGUGUGUGUGUGUGUGUGAGACUCGGAGAGGGUUAAUAAACAUUGUUAUUCAACAUGCCUGUAACAGAUGGUCCAGGGAUUGGAUCAGAGCUGAUCUCAUUACGAACAGUAACCGUUGAAUGAAACUGAAGGGAUAACUAUAAUCUAUUACUGAUGAUGCACCUCUCUAUAUGCUGUAAUUUAUAUCAUACCAGCACGGUGUGAUUGAGUCUUUGUGUUGAACGGUGUAUUCUUUCAUGAAAUAUAAGAUGGAGGCCGACCCACUCGCAUGAGUCAGUGUCUGAUCCCAGGCAAGUACAUUUAGUUCAUCUAUAUUAUAUAUCAUUGAUGGUUGUUUUAUGGAAGGCGUUUAACUGCACACUUUGCAGCAGUAAUAUAAAGUAGAGUUUUUGUCCUCUGGUCUGUGACUGAUGGUAAGUGAGUCUGCCAGUGUGUCAGAUCAGUCCAGACUGUCAGUGAGACGUGUCAGGGGGAUAUUAAGGCUCUGUGAUGUUAAUUUAUCUCACUGUGACUUGAUGAUGAAAGAUUCCCUCCUCCUCCCCUGUGUGAGUGAGAGACGUCACUUUGUUCUGCUAGAGUGGGGCUCAGUGUGUUUUGAUAGGCCAAUUCAUCCGAGUCCCCUCGUAUAGCCUACACCAGAGCUCUGCUCAGUAACAACCUCUGUAACCACACCACAAGGUUGGGUUCAAUCCCAUGUCAAUGACAAGCUGAGGUAAUGCAGGAAAUCUAAUCAAUUGAAAUUCAAUUUGGCUGCAGGUAGCCUAGUGGUUAUGAGCAUUGGGCCAGUGACCAAAAGGUCACUGGUUCGAAUCCCUGAGCCGACUAGGUGAAACAUCUGUCAAUGUGCCCUUGAGCAGGACACUUAACCCUAUUUGCUCCUGUAAGUCACUCUGGAUAAGUGAUUAAAAAUGUCAAAUGUAAACAGUACAUUGUCAUUGAUAAUCUUGGUAAUGUUCUGUUUGUUUUUGUGCUUCCAUUGGAUCAGGAAAUGAGUUGGAAUUGACCUGGACUCCGGCCAGCUGGUUGAACCCCCAGUGGUUAUUAGGCUGGAAGCCUGGAACAUAGUAUAACAGAGUUCCACUUACCUUCAGAGUUACAGAUACGGAACGCCUUCCUAAUAUUAAGUCGAGAGAAUCAUCCAAAACACACAAUCAAAUGUGAAGUUUUGUAAUGUUCUAGUCAAAGUACAGACCUAAUCCCAAUUGAGAUGUGACAGGAGUUGAAACAAGCAGUUCACGCUUGAAAACCCAUAAAUGUCGCUGAGUUAAAGUAGUUCUGCAUGCACGUGUGUGCCUAAAAUUCCUCUACAGCGAUAUGAGAGACACAUCAACAACUACAGGAAGCAUUUGGUUGCAGCUAAAGGUGGCACAACCAGUUAGUGUAAGGGGGAAAUUUUGUUGGGGCAUGGACUCUACAAGGUAUCAAAUGCUUUCCACAGGAAUGCUGGCCCAUGUUGACACAAUUUUGGGAAGCAGUGUGAAGUUGGCUAGAUGUCCUUUGGGUAGUGGACUAUUCUUGAUACACGCGGGAAACUGUUGCGCGUGAAAAACCCAGCAGCAUUGCAGUCCUUGACACACUCAAACCGGUGCGUCUGGCACCUACUACCAUAAUCCAUUCAAAGGCACUAAAAUCUUUUGUCUUGCCCUCUGAAUGGCACACAUACACAAUCCAUGUCUCAGUUUUCUCAUAGCUUAAAAAUCUUUCUUUAACCUGUCUCCACCACUUAAUUAACACAAAUGUAAGUGGAUUUAACAAGUGACAACAAUAAGGCAUUAUAGCUUUCACGUGGUCAGUCUGUCAUUUGUACAUUCUUCCAUUACAGAAGACUUCACAAACCAUUUAUUCAGGAGAUUUCAUCAGCAGUUCCAGCACCUCCAAAAUCCCACUUUCAUCCUUGACCCCCACACUAGACCAGACCGGAUGACUGUGGCAUGUUUGCUUUGAUCCCUCUCCAUUGGAGCAGCAACCCACAGUCUGGAAAGCCCCACUCACUCGGAGGAUGUCAUUGACUGGGCUGUUGACCCGACCAUUUAUGUCCUCCACAUUCUCUGAAUGAGGAGGUCAGAUAAGCACAUUGUGGCUCUGAGAUGGACUGCUGCUGUCCUGUGUUGCUGGCCAGUCGACACGCCACCAUUGUGUGAUUCCUGACCCGGGGAUGUCUUGCAACACGAGAGACUCCAAAUGGCCUCUCCUGGAUCAUUUUCAACCUUUUUAGAAAUGUUCAUACACCUUUUCAGUGGCGCAAAUAGAUCAAAAUGCACUUGUCUCGUGGAAAGAACAUUUUGCAUCAAAAGGAUCGCACAUCUUAGAUUCUGGAAGAUGUUCAGAUUGGGAUAUUUUCCGCAUCCUUUGAUUUUACCCGAGCAACAUCACAUGCCAGAAGAACGUGUCGGAUAGAUCUAGGUGGAUAUGUAUUUGUCAGAGGCAGAUAUGACUGGGCUCAAGACAGACUGGUGUUAUAAGCUUGGGCUUGCCCUACAUCCUUUCAGACAUCUGAGCUGUGCCUUAUCUGCUGCAUCGCUGGCCUGCUUUCCUACCGCUACAAAGGGAUGGAUCACUUACAAACACUGCCUGGGCAGAGACUAACAUACCUGCCCUGGUAUGAAAGUGGAGAUUAAGUUCAUUGCCGAUCUUCCAUUGUCAGUUCACACUAGCGGUGUACUAGCCGCCAGCCUACAUGUGGGUGUUUUCGCUUACCUUUGUCGUGUGUAUGUGUGUGUACGAGAGAGAAAGAGAGCGAGCGUGUGUGCGUCAUUCUUUUAGAUGUGUUCUUCGCUUCAGAUCUGGUCUUCAUGACCCAGUUUUCUUUGAAUUGCCUCUACACAUUCUACCUUACACCAUUAAAGCAUGUCGUUAAAAGGCCCUCUGGUCCUGCAGUUAAUCCAGGUCCCAUGACACUUGUUAGUGGGACAUUGAGCACUCAGGGGUAACUCUGACAUUAACCUUUGACCUGCAGCUCAUAGCCGUGUCUAAAGAGAUCUCAGGCGGAUUGGUUGAUCUACUGCCACAGUGCAACGCUCUCUGAUCCUCUUGUUUAACGGGGUCUGGUCGACGCCCUGUGGUUUUAAUGAAGGGAAUACAUUAGCCUAGCCUAACGCGCAUCAGUCAGUCCUGGAUAAAUUAGGUUAAAGUGUUGCAGAGGUUGUUUGAGUACAGCUGACCCCCAGAAUGAAAUGGCAGUUACUAGACGUCCCACUAUAAGACAGGUACUAGAGGAGUUAAGUCCCUUUCAUAUUCUUUAAUUGCUCAUCGAGGUGUAUGGCUAACAGUUUGCAUAUGCUGCUGCUUUCAUAGAGCUAUGGUGUCUCAGUGCUCCAUAGAGUCACAUGCUGAGACCACAUGCAAGUUAUCAAUGGAGGAUGUCGGUCUCUCAGCCCACUGGGGUAUUUCCCCUGGGCUAUGAUAGAACACCAUAGUACUGGUUUAUUUACUCACCCUGAAUGGGAGCCUGCUGGCUGGGCUGUGUUCUUGGGCAGUGUAGCUGCUCUGGUGUAUCCUAACCCUGGCAUUAUCCACUCCCACUGAUUGUCCUGCGAUCCGCUUGGGAGCCGGUGGUUUGGAGGACUUUUAGUGUCCGUCCGGUGGAGAUGAGCGAGCGGCAGAAUGAACCUGACUGGAAUGUGGUGGGCCACAUUCUCCGCCGAUCUCCUGCAGCGCUGAGAGGGAGAGAUCAAACCAGAGAUGCACAGACCCAAUGAAAGCUCUUUUGUGGAAAUGGUCAAUCUAAUUUGUUUCCCCCACCGUAAGAUGGUAGCAUGUCAGCUCAUUUUGCCUUUCCUUGCUGCUGGCAGGCCCCGCGGCCCCAGACUCAAGGUCAGGCCUGCUGGAAGGGCACAGUCUGUUUCAUGACCCACGCUCACUGACUGACUGACUGACUGACUGUUUUCUUCUGGGCUACAACCAAGUGGGAACAGCUGAGAGGCAGCUAGAGCCAAGGACUUGUCUACAUGAGUUUGUUUUUGUCGAUGGCAUCUUAGAUCACAGUAUCGCAGGGAGUGCAUUCCUACACAACCUCCUGUAUCUGUUAAUUUACUGUCUUCUAGAGCUCAAUUCAUAGAUAAUGCACACUGCCUGGAGACAAUUGUCAUUUGGAGCUAAUGUACACUGUGUUUAUAUGGGUAAAUCACAUCAAAAUGAGGACUUACAUCCCCCCCUAUUCUCUCUCCGUUCUUUCUUUCUCUCGUUCGCUCCCGUUCACUCUCUCUCUCUCGCUCGUUUUCUCGUUCUUUCUUUCUCUCGUUCGCUCCCGUUCACUCUCUCUCGCUCGUUUUCUCGUUCUCUCU
This is a messenger RNA of Oncorhynchus gorbuscha (pink salmon), 11745 nucleotides long. Its product is annotated as mucin-6-like. The transcript is spliced from 2 exons. The coding region runs from base 4355 to 6205 and encodes 616 amino acids. The record is from RefSeq and is a predicted model, not a curated record. NCBI's taxonomy places the organism in Eukaryota, Metazoa, Chordata, Actinopteri, Salmoniformes, Salmonidae.